Caenorhabditis briggsae is the source of this 249-nucleotide messenger RNA. The record is from RefSeq and is a predicted model, not a curated record. The transcript has 3 exons. The coding region runs from base 1 to 249 and encodes 82 amino acids. Lineage: Eukaryota; Metazoa; Nematoda; Chromadorea; Rhabditida; Rhabditidae.
AUGUACUUUCAGGAGGAGCCGGACCAAGCAGCAAAUGAGGAAUUAAAGAAGAAGGUGGUCAUCUGGCACCAAAAAUGUGAGCCAUAUUCUCUGAAUCUGGAAGAAGAACUUGUUCUUGGUGAUUACUUUUUCAACCCAUAUGGAAAAAUAGAGGUUCCACAGAAAGUCGAAAAACCCAUCAACUCUCGCAGUCUCUACCAAAAUCAACGAUCACAGAGACAAGGAUACGGUGAAGAGGGAAAGAUCUGA